GUGGACAGGAUGGGGAAGAUACAAGAGCUAGAAAACACGAAUUAAAUGUUAUGAGUAAAAGUUUAAACUACUUUUAAAGUUAUUCAUGUUAUGUUUGGAGUUUACGACAUGUGUUAGUUUCUUAAAGAGAAGCAGUAACUUUGGCAGUACGUGUUUUUCACUGCGAUAAGAACAACAGCCAGUUUCGGAGGAUGUCAACCCCCAGCAACUCGCUUCAGCAGCCGAGGGUGAGGUGCAGCAAUGCGGGUUCUCCUGGCUCGUUCAACAACAGCAGCUGCCGUUUGCACCCCAUCCGUGCCACCGUGCCCUACCAGCUUCUGCGUGGGGGCCAGAGUAGCCCGACACGGGCGCAGACCCUGUAUGGCGGAGCCACGAACAGCCGGGGUUCAAGCCCUCCCUCCAGUCCGACACUCAGUUCAGGAAGUGCAAAUGCUAAGCAAAGACUGUCUCCCGAAAAUAAGGAGGUGUCCUGCCCCCCAGACUCUCCAGUUUAUCGAGGAGACAGGUCCAAAUUACAAGUGCGGAGUUCUAGUGCGAUUCGAAGGGCGUCUUCACUGGACGCCAUCACAGGACCAUACCUCACCGGCCAGUGGCCUCGGGACUCCCAUGGACCCUACCCUUCCUGUAUGAAAGACAAAGCUACACAGACUCCAGGUCUCUGGAUUGAUGAAGGAGCAGAACUGGGAAGUCCUUACCAGCGGUCUGCCUCGUGGGGUAGUGCAGACCAUCUCAAAGAGCAGAUUGCUAAACUGAGACUGCAGCUGCAGCGCAGCAAACAGGCCACCCGGCAGAGCAAAGACAGGGAGCAGAGCUCCCUGCAGCUGCCACAGCCGGCGCAGCAUGGUGCUGCAUGCCAACCACAGUACAAGGGAGCUACUUCAGCUUUGACUACGGCUCCGUUGACAAAGUCCUUCAUAUGCAGAGUACCAAGCAGCGUAGAGGGCAUCAACCACGAGCUGGAAAAUGUUUUUAUCAGAGAAGACUGGGAGCAGGGAAUGAAGGCCAUGGAGGUGGUAGAUGGCCGCCGUCCCCCCUUCCCUUCGCAUCGCUACAGCAACAGUGGGGACACGCGUGACACAGACACACAGGCCCCUUCAAGUGGUGAAUCUAGCCCGUCGCCCCGCCCCUGCAGCUCUGACCACCUCCACUCCCCUGAUGGAAGCCCGUUCUCUGCAGAGGAAAUUGAUAAAGACAAUGUGUGCAGUUCUCCUCUCCCCAAGUACGCCACAUCUCCCAAACCUAACAACAGCUAUGUGUUCAAACGGGAACCUCCAGAGGGAUGUGAGAGGGUCAAAGUGUUUGAUGAGCUGGUGUCUGGCAAAUCAAAAGGCUUCCCUCUGUUCUCCUGCCCUGACAAAAACAAGGUGAACUUCAUUCCCAGAGGCUCAGCCUUCUGCCCUGUCAAACUCUUCUGCUCCUCUCUGUUCUCCCCCAUUUCUUCCUGCUCCUCCAUCAACCCUAGUCUUCAUAGCAACAGCAGCGUGGGAGCUCAGGUGACCCCGACUCUGUCCACAUCACCGCUAGCCACCUCUUCGGCCUCCCCAGACUGGAGCAGCGACUCAAGCAGUGGCGUAAAGUCAAACAGCACAGACAGCCAGAGCCCUGAUGCAGAUGUGGGGAGAGAAGGCUCAGCACAAGUACUCCUCACCAGCUAGUCCUCAGGUAUUCAUUAACCAAGCCACCUACAAUUAAAACAUUGCAAAUAUUUAGGUGGUAGGGCUUUAGGAUAAAAAGAAAAAGAAAAAAAAUAUUGCACUCCGAUAAUCCUAACGUUAGCCAGCAGGGAGUGCCCAAGGUCCAGAACUGACAAGUGCCUAUGAGGAAAAUGGUACCAGCAUCCUAGCGCAGGAGAAUUUCUGCUUGAUCCCAGUGUUAGUCCCUCUGUUGGUGAUGUUUUGUGAGUAAUACUUGAUAUUUUGGGCAUUGUUACUGACCUUGGACACAGCUUCUCUCCCCACCACUAACCUAGCCUUCUCCCCUGUACCAUGACAGCAGAAAUAGCUAUGCUUAUUUUCACAAUAAAUAGAACUGACUGCCUGAAUAACUGUGCUAAUUAGUGUUGGCAGUUUUAUUAAAAUGAAAUUUAAAAGAAAAGUCUGAGACUUUCACAAUGGACAGCUAUACACGUCAGCAAAAAAAGUAAUCUAGCUAGCUCCUUAGCUGUUAAGUGUACAGCAUGCUAAAAGAAAAGACCAUGUAAGAUACUGGGAUAUCUUACAGCCAGAAUACUUUGCCCCACUUUAUUUUUUUUUUUCUUUUUUAAAUUUGUAUGAAUGUAUAUGUAGCACAUUAUCUAUGAGAACCCAGCAGGCUCCACCCAGUAGGCUUACAAGACAAGACUUAGCUCUGCAUGCCUAGUUUGAUAACUAAUAUAUCUGGUAAGCUAAACAUGCUGUUCAUUCAGUGUUCAAGUGACCAAUAAAAGCACAUAGCUCCCUUAUUUCCAGGUUAAAUUACCCCACACCUCACCAGUUACUCAGGUCAUUUGGAAUGUACUUUCUUGAACUAUGAUGCCUUUUCCCUAUGACUAUAAUGCCUGUUCAUGACCUUCAUCUACGGAGACUUGUUCUAGUUUUUUUUUUUUUUCCCUCCCCUGGAGAGAGAAGUUAUUCCAGACUUAAUCAAUUGAUGUCAUGGAUUUUGAUGGAUAUCUCUUUGGAUAACCAGUUCAGGUUAGAGUUCCAGGUGCUUUGACACAUUCCAGAGCUCGUUGUUGCAUUAGUUAACAAUGGAUGCUCGAGUCAAUAAAAUUAGCUACAUAAGCUUCACACAAAUCAGGAAGUUGGCAGGUAUCUGUGUCAUCCUUUUGUUCAAUAUGUACCAAAGCAAAUUAGAAAAUGACAGAAGGGCUGCUGUGUAUUUGGAACAACAAAGGCAGAAGUAGAUGUGUGUUUUAUUUUUUUUUGCUUUUAAACAAAUCUGCAGCACAUAAACACUCAUUCAUAGGCCCAAGCACUUACUUGGAAUAGAAAAGAUAAUCACUAGUUUUUUAGAUCAGAAUAUUAGUUGAAACAAUCACAAGAAUGUGCAAUUAAUUUGUGUGCUAAGUGUAACGACACACAACAAAAAGAAAAAUGGAAUAACAUAGUUUGGGUCUAUACACAGAUUUAACACAUGAAACCUGAGAGGUGUAGUUUGGAGUGAGAUGAACCACUUGGCGAGGUAGGUUGACCCAAAAGUGUCAUGACUUUUCCGUGACAUAAAGGCUUUUAACCCCUUAAAAAUAAAUCCCUUCUAACUUGGCUAGAUCACCAUGGUAAAGUUGACCAAAGCCAUAACCCGCUAUCAAGUAGUUUGUUUAAAGUUAUGGACUGAAUGGCCUAAGUAGAAAAAACUCAUUUAACUUCUCCCACACAGCAGAUCAGAGGCAAUGAAUCUAACCUGAAAGCUCUUGACAGAUACAGAAUAAGUCUUUUAGUCAAAACCUGACAAAAUCGAUAACUCAGCUGCUUCCUGAAGGUUGGUCAUUGAAUUGAAACAUCGAUUGGGUUUACUGUGUUCAGCCAUAAUCAAAUCAUAUAUAUAAAUAACCUGAAGUAAAAUUUGAUGCUAUCUGACCAGAACUCGGUGAGAAAUUAAAAAUUGAUGAUGAUUCUCAGUUGUGGGAUUUUAUUCUUCUCCUGCCUCCAAAGGAGCUUUGCAGUUUUGCUUGUAGUAUGAUUAAAACGUUUCUAUGGAAACCAUGCCUUCACUUACUGAUGUAGAAUAAGAUUGAUAAGAUAAUGUUUUUAUCAUUUUAUUUUGAUUUGCAGAUAAGUUGUUUCUAUUCUGCACACACAGGACCCUCCCAUGUUAAUUAGGACAGUGUCUAAGCUAAACGGACUUCUUGAUUAUAAGUUAAAAAUCUGAGAGCUCAUUGUGUGCAUUUUGUGUUAGAAGCACUAAGUGACACAAAGAAAGCCUGGCUGUGUUGUCUUGCUUCAUAGUACACCUCUCUGAUGACCUACUGAGUUGUUACAGCAUAUUUAAAAGUGAAAUAAAAAACGUGAUUUGAUUUAUGCCCAGUUUACCUACCAAGAUUAAACUACUAGAGACUUGAUUCAUACUUUGGUUUGGUUAGCUUCUUGCAAUAUGCCACGCAUGCCACAUAAAUCAAGUUUAAAUACUCUGUUCUGCUUACAGCUCCAAAAAGUUUAAAGUGUACUUAUUGUAAUUUUAUUGACAAGCACAAUGAGCAGAAAUGGUUGCCAUGGUCGACAGUGAUGAUUCAGUUCACCUGUGUAUUACAUGUUUUUAUGUAGUUCUUGUGUGUUCAUUUUUUUCAAUAAAGAAACCAGAAAAGCCUC
Molecule: messenger RNA, 4286 nt
Organism: Melanotaenia boesemani (Boeseman's rainbowfish)
Lineage: Eukaryota; Metazoa; Chordata; Actinopteri; Atheriniformes; Melanotaeniidae
Product: glucocorticoid-induced transcript 1 protein
Exons: 9
Coding region: 192-1655 (487 amino acids)
Biological process (GO): podocyte development
Cellular component (GO): cytoplasm
Source: RefSeq, a predicted model, not a curated record